Messenger RNA from Monodelphis domestica (gray short-tailed opossum), 9702 nucleotides. NCBI's taxonomy places the organism in Eukaryota, Metazoa, Chordata, Mammalia, Didelphimorphia, Didelphidae. The record is from RefSeq and is a predicted model, not a curated record.
AAUUCCCCAGCUGCAGCCUGGGAAAUUGAGAACACUUGGUGGGUGGCCCCGCCUCCACUAGGGCUCCAAAUCUAGAGGACGAGGAAGUAAGACUCCAUUUCCCAGAAUGCCUCUGGCUUGACAUCCUGCAAGCCUUGGCACUCCCAUUAUGGAAGACUCCAUUUCCCAGAAUGCCUGGGUCCUGGAUUCGCCCAAAUCUUGGCUCCUCCCACUGUGUAGUCCCCGGGUGUGUUGGGAGUCUGUGGAGGGUCGUCUCUGCUCCUGGAAUGUUCACAAGUUUGGGUUUUGGCUUUUGUGUUGAGAAGGGGAAGGAGGAGAGUCAAGUUAAACGUUGCAGCCUGGCGUUAGGCAGUGAAGACUUUCUACUCCCUAGUUCCUGGGGACAGAGAAGACCCGGGCGGACCAGUCGCGGGUGUACAAGAGGAAGUCUGCCUGUCUUGGGGCUCCCACCCCCUGAGGGACUACAGUCUGGCCCAAGCAGAAACCCUGGGACCAGAGGGAAUGGCCCCCGGGACCCCGAGGCCCCCUUCCCAGGGGUCAAUAACAUUCAAGGAUGUGGCUGUGGACUUCACCCAGGAGGAGUGGUGCCUAUUGGACCAUUCUCAGAAAGAGCUGUACAAGGAGGUCGUGCUGGAGAAUGUGCAGAAUCUACUCUUUGUGGAGGCAGAGACUUAUUUUGAAGUGAAGGAGAUGUCUACAAAGAUGAGACUUUUUGUGGAAGGAUCUAACUCUCCAAGAGGCAUGAAUAAGAGUCCCUGUGACUUCUUUUUGAGAGACUCUAAUAUCAAGGUAAAUAAAAAUCCCAAGAGUGACUGUGAAUUUGAUGAAGUUGCAGAGAAUUUUAGCCAACAUUCAGUCCUAAAUCAAUGUACAAAAUUGACCUCAGGAAAAAACUGUUGUUUGGAUAGUGAACACACCAAAUGCAUUCCUGAAAAAGGAGGACUUAAUCUGUCUCAUGAGAAGACUCCUGAAAUGUCCCUGUAUCAAGAUAACCUAGGGAGAAUCACCUCUGGCUCAAGUUUAAACCUCAUAAGACAUCCAAAUCAUGUUGAGAUGCUUUCUGUGAGUAAUAAUGGUGGGAGACCUUUCAGUCAGAACUCUGAAUUUGGUUCCUAUCAAAUCAUACACUCUGGCGAGAGACCUCAUCAAUGUAAAGAAUGUGGAAAGACUUUCACAGUGAGGGGUAAUCUUGUUAGACAUCAGAGAAUCCAUAGUGGAGAAAAGCCUUAUGAAUGUACACAAUGUGGAAGGGCUUUCUCCAGGAGGGGCACUCUUGCUGAGCAUCAGAGAAUCCACACUGGAGAGAAACCCUAUGAAUGUAAACAGUGCGGAAAGGCUUUCACAGAGAGUAGCGCUCUUGCUAAGCAUCAGAGAAUCCACUCUGGAGAGAAGCCUUAUGAAUGUACAGAGUGUGGAAAGCCUUUCACACAGAGGGGUGGUCUUGCUGCACAUCAGAGAAUCCAUACUGGAGAGAAACCUUAUGAAUGUACACAAUGCGGAAAGGCUUUCACACGGAGGGAUUAUCUUGUUAGACAUCAGAGAAUCCACACUGGAGAGAAACCUUAUGAAUGUACACAGUGUGGAAAGCCUUUUACAUGUAGGGGCCAUCUUACCACACAUCAGAGAAUCCACACUGGAGAGAAACCUUAUGAAUGUACACAGUGUGGAAAGCCUUUUACAUGUAGAGGCCAUCUUGCAACACAUCAGAGAAUCCACACUGGAGAGAAACCUUAUGAAUGUACACAGUGUGGAAAGGCUUUCAUACACAGGGUGAGUCUUGCUGAGCAUCAAAGAAUCCACACUGGAGAGAAACCUUAUAAAUGUACACAAUGUGGAAGGGCUUUCCUAUGUAGGGGUACUCUUGCUGCACAUCAGAGAAUCCACAAUGGUGAGAAACCUUAUGAAUGUACACAGUGUGGAAAAGCUUUCAUACACAGAGUGAGUCUUGUUGCACAUCAGAGGACCCACUCUGGAGAGAAACCUUAUGAAUGUACACAGUGUGGAAAAGCUUUCAUACACAGAAUGAGUCUUGUUGCACAUCAGAGGAUCCACUCUGGAGAGAAACCUUAUGAAUGUGUACAGUGUGGAAAGGCUUUUAUAUAUAGGGCAAGUCUUGGUGCACAUCAGAGGAUCCAUACAGGAGAAAAACCUUAUGAAUGUACACAGUGUGGAAAGGCUUUCACACGGAGGAGUCAUCUUGUUAUACAUCAGAGAAUCCACACUGGAGAGAAACCUUAUGAAUGUAAACAGUGUGGAAAGGCUUUCACAGAGAGUAGCUCUCUUGCUAGACAUCAGAGAAUCCACACUGGAGAGAAACCUUAUGAAUGUACACAGUACGGAAAGUCUUUCAUACACAGGGUGAGUCUUGCUGAGCAUCAGAGAAUUCACACUGGAGAGAAACCUUAUAAAUGUAAACACUGUGGAAAGACAUUCACAUGGAGGGGUGAUCUUGCCAAGCAUCAGAGAAUUCACACUGCAGAGAAAACUUAUGAAUGUAAUAAAUUUAGAGAGGAGUGUGAUCACUCAUUUGGAGAAGUGCAAAUGAUAACAAAUCUGGGGCACCAGCCCACAUCUAUUAAAUUGGUUAUUAUGACAGAAAAGGAGGCUUGGCUCAUCCUGGCAGGGACAACAGAGGCCCUGGGAAACCCCCAGAACACAGUUGGGAACUGGGUGACCUUUGAUGUCACACUCACAGUAAGCAGUGAAAGACAAGUGAAAUCACAUGGGCCAGCGUCAGCCCUGGGAUGGGCCACGGAGGUCAGGGGCCUCCGCAGUAACCGGAGACCCCAGAGCUUGCUCAGGCAGUUUAACAGAGACUUUGAGGAGCUCAUUAUUCAGCCCCUCCCUGGAGCCCCCGAGACACCCCAACUGCCCAAGCAGAGCCUGGAGCCAGAGGGAAUGGCCCCCGGGACCCAGAGGCCCCCAACCCAGGGGUCAAUAACAUUCAAGGAUGUGGCUGUGGACUUCACCCAAGAGGAGUGGUGCCUGUUGGACCAUUCUCAGAAAGAGCUGUACAGGGAGGUCAUGUUGGAGAAUGUUCAGAAUCUACUCUUCAUGGAGGCAGAGACUAAUUUUGAAGUCAAGGAGAUGUCUACAAAGAUGAGCCUUUUUGUGGAAGGAUAUGACACUCCAAGAGGCAUAAAUAAGGGUAUCUGUGACUUCAUUUUGAGAGAAAUAUGUGACUCUAAACUCAAGGUAAAUAAAAAUCCAAAGAAUAACUGUGAAUUUGAUAAAGUUGCGGAGAAAUUCAGCCAACAUUCAGUCCUAAAUAAGUAUACGAAAUUGACCUCAGGAAAUGACUACCGUCUGGAUAGUGAAAACACCAAAUGCUUUCCUGAAAAAGUAGGAUUUAAUCAGUCACAUAUGAGGCCUCCUGAAAUGCCCGUGUAUCAAGAUAUCCUAGGGAGAAUAGGCUAUGGCUCAAGUUUAGACCUCACAAGACAUCCAAAUCAUGUAGAGAUGCUUCCUGUGAGUAAUAAAGGUGGGAGACCUUUCAGUCAGAACUCUGAGUUUGGUUCCUAUCAAAUAAUCCACUCUGGAAAGAGACCUUAUGAAUGCAAAGAAUGUGGAAAGGCUUUCACAAUGAGGGGUAAUCUUGUUAGACAUCAGAGAAUCCACACUGGAGAGAAACCUUAUAAAUGUUCUCAGUGUGGAAAGGCAUUCACAGAGAGGGGCAAGCUUGCUGCACAUCAGAGAAUCCACACUGGAGAGAAACCUUAUGAAUGUAAACAAUGUGGAAAGGCUUUCACACGGAAGAGCACUCUUGCUGCACAUCAGAGAAUCCAUACUGGAGAGAAACCUUAUGAAUGUACACAGUGCGGAAAGCCUUUCACAUGGAUGGGUGAUCUUGCUGCACAUCGGAGAAUCCACACUGGAGAAAAACCUUAUGAAUGUACACAGUGUGGAAAACCUUUCACACGAAUGGGUGAUCUUGCUGCACAUCAGAGAAUUCACUCUGGAGAGAAACCUUAUGAAUGUUCACAGUGUGGAAAGGCAUUCAAAUGGAGGGGCCAUCUUGCUGACCAUCAAAGAACCCACACUGGAGAGAAACCUUAUGAAUGUACACAAUGUGGAAAGAUUUUCACAGUGAGGGGUCAUCUUGUUAGACACCAGAGAAUCCACACUGGAGAGAAACCUUACGAAUGUACACAGUGUGGAAAGGCUUUCACACAGCGGGGAGAUCUUGCUGUCCAUCAUAGAAUCCACUCUGGAGAAAAACCUUAUGAAUGUACACAGUGUAGAAAGGCUUUCACACGGAGGAGUCAUCUUGUUAUACAUCAGAGAAUCCACACUGGAGAGAAACCUUAUGAAUGUACACAGUGUGGAAAGGCUUUCACAGAGAGUAGCUCUCUUGCUAAGCAUCAGAGAAUCCACACUGGAGAGAAACCUUAUGAAUGUACACAUUGUGGAAAGGCUUUCAUACACAGGUUGAGUCUUGCUGCACAUCAGAGUAUCCACACUGGAGAAAAACCUUAUGAAUGUACACAGUGUGGAAAGGCUUUCACACACAGGGACAGUCUUGUUGUACAUCAGAAUAUCCACACUGGAGAGAAACCUUAUGAAUGUACACAAUGUGGAAAGGCUUUCAUACACAGGGUGAGUCUUGCUGCACAUAAGAGAAUCCACCCUGGAGAGAAACCUUAUGAAUGUACACAGUGUGGAAAGGCAUUCACAGGGAGAAGUGAUCUUGCUAAGCAUCAGAGAAUCCACACUGGAGAGAAACCUUAUGAAUGUAAACAAUGUGGAAAGGCUUUCACACAGAGGGGUCAUCUUGUUAGACAUCAGAGAAUUCACACUAGAGAGAAACCUUAUAAACGUAAUAAAUUCAGAUAGCCUUUCUCUUAAUGUGCCACAGUUGCUUCAUGUCAGAAAAUCCCCCCUGGAGAGAAACCUCAUAAGUGAGGUUCAGCUUAUAGUUGCCACUCUUAGCUUUUUUAACAGAAGAGGAACCAUACUAGAGAGAAACUUUAGGAAUAUGAUCAAUGUGGUAAGGUCUUCAGGCAACUAUAUCAUCUCUUAUGCCCAAGCGAGAAUUCCUUUUGGAUAGAAAUCUUAUUCCAAUCAUGAAUGAAGAGAGACACUGAAAAUGGAGGAUCCAGAGCUUUUUCAGUAGGAGAAAAUAUCUUCUGAACAGAUCAGUUCCAGAUGGAUUCCCUGUAGGAAGACUUUCAGCCAGAGUCAUCUCUUAUUUCAUGUCAGAGGUUUCAUAGUGCAACAAAACCUAAUGACUGUGCUCAAGUUGAUGUGUUUUCCUCAGGAGGCGGGUGAUCACUCUCAUUUAAAGAAAUGUAAAUGAUAACAAGUCUGAGGGACCAGCCCACAUUUAUUAGAUUGGUUAUUAUUAAAGAAAAAGAAAGUGAGAAAACUUGGAUUAGAUGUGAGAAGAUUGAAAAAGGAAAACUUUGGUGGUUGUUGUGAACUAAUGCAACCAUUCUGGAGAAGGCAAUUUGGAACUGUGUCCAAAAGGCAUUAAAAACAAAAAGGAAAAAUUCCUAUAUAUAGUAAAACUAUAAAACACCUAAAGGUGCUCAUUUUGGGGUGAGAAAGGUAUUGGAAAUUAAGAGGAAACUCAUCCAUUGGGAAAUGGCUGAGCAAAUGGUGGCAUAUGAUUGUAAUGGAAUCCUAUUAUUUUAUCAUUAAUGAGAAGGAAUAGCUCAGAAAAACCUGGAGAGACUUGAGAACUGAUGCAGACUUUUAAAUUUAAUAUAAUUACAAUUAUUCAUUUUACAUUUUGUAAUGUUCCCUAUCUCCUGUUUGUUUUUAAAUUCCUUUCUUUCCCAUAGAUCUGACAGGGAUACUAUUUCAUGUUCCUCUAACUUAUUUAUAAUAUCACUUCUCAUGUUUAAGUCAUAUAUCCAUUGUGAACUUCUCUUGGUAUAUAAGGUGUGAGAAAUUAAUCUAAACCUAAUAUCUCCCACACUGUUUUCCAAUUUUCCAAGUAGUUUUUGUCAGAUACUGAGUUCUUGUCCCAAAAGCUGGGAUCAUUGUGUUUAUCGAAUACUACUUUGCUAUGGUCAUUUACCCCUAGUCUAUUCCAUUGAUCCCCUCUUAGUCAGUACAGUAUUAUUUUGAUAAUUACUGUUUUAUAGCACAAUUUAAUAUCUGGUACCACUAGGCCUCCAUCCUUCACAUUUUUUUUAUUAGUUCCCUUUACAUUUUUGAUCUUUUGUUCUUCUAGAUGAACUUUGUUAUAUUUUUUUCUAAUUCUGUAAAAUUUUUUUUUGGUAAUUUAAUAGGUAUAGUACUGAAUAAGUUAAUUAAUUUAGGAAGGACUGUCAUUUUUAUUAUAUUAGCUCAUACUACCCAUGAACAAUUAAUGUUUUUCCAAUUGCUUAGACCUAGUUUUAUUUGUGUGAAAAUGUUUUGUAGUUGUGUUCAUGUAAUUCUUGAGCUUGUCUUGGCAAAAAAUUCUCAAAUAUUUUAUAUUGUCUAAAUUAUAAAUAGAUUUUAAUUUAAUGAUUGUAAAUGGAAUUUCUCUUUCUAACUCUUGCUGCUGAUUUUUGUUAGAAAUAUAUAAAAAUGCUGAUCAUUUAUGUAGCGUUAUUUUGUAUCCUUUAAUUUUGCUAAAAUUAUUAUUUCUACUAGCUUUUUAGUUGAUUUUCUAGGAUUCUCUAAGUAUACCAUCAUAUCAUCUGCAAAAAGUGAUAGUUUAGUUCUGGGUUGGUUUAUCCCCAUCCAAAGGCUUGAUCAAAUAUUUUGUGGUCAUUCAAAUCACUCUAGGCUCACAACUACAAAACACUCUCCACACAAUUAAAACUAGAUCUAAACAAUUGGAAAAACAUUGAUUGCUCAUGGGGGGAUGAGCUAACAUAAUAAAAAUGACAAUCUUACCCAAAUUAACUUACAUAUGUAGUGCCAUACUCAUUGAACUACCAAAAAACUUUUUUACUGAAUUAGAAAACAAAAUAACUAAAAGUUCAUUUGGAAGAACAAACGAUCAAGGAUAUCCAGGGAAAUCAUAAAAAAAAAAUGCAAAGGAAGGAGGACUUGCAGUCCCAGAUUUCAAACUAUACUAUAAAGCAGUGGUUAUGAAAACAAUUUGGUAAUGGCUAAGAGACAGAAAAGAGGAUCAGUGGAAUAGACUUGGGGUAAAUGACCUCAGCAAGACAGUCUAUGAUAAACCCAAAGAUCUCAGUUUUUGGGACUAAAACCCACUUUCUGAUAAAACUGCUGGGAAAAUUGGAAGACAGUAUGGGAGAUACUAGGUUUGGAUCAACAUCUCACACCCUACACUGUAAAUCUUGAAAUUUCUCAGACUUGUGAAUGUUAAAAAUUUUCACAUCGAGGAAUCCUCCAUUGGAACACAUUCCCUACUGGGAAACAUUCCCCAUUUUGAUGUGAGAACUCGCCAGGAUCAGAAAUGGGAAGACCUCUAUUCCACCCAUACUUAAGACUGCUUUAGGGGAGAAAAAUCCUUGCUAUGGGAGGACCUCUACUCCACCCAUACUUAAGACUGCUUUAGGGGAGAAAACUCCUUGCUAAACAAUGAAAGUACUUGGACCCAUGCUUAUAAUAAGGCAAGGAGUUCUUGGAGCCAUGCCUAUUUUUUAGAAUUGAUACAAUGAGAUGCUAGGUACCUAAAAGGGUUGGGCAAGUUUUCUCUUGAUGAGAUUAGUUGACUCAGCUGUGUUUUCACUGGUUCAGACUUACUGAGGAGAUUAGUCGACUUAGCAGGAAUUCAGAUGGGCAGUCCUUUGGAAAACGUCUACAGUGAUUGGUAGAUGUAAGGACUUAGGGGAGGUGACAUAGGAGAAAAACCCCUAUAUAAGAAAAAGCAGAAUCUCUUGAAAAAGAAAAUCCUUUUGGAGGAUCUCUGAUGAGGAUCGCUUGGGAAGAAUCUCUUGAGAGAGGCUCUGGAGAAGGGAAGCUCUUGGAGGACAAUCUCUAAGGAGGUCUCGCUGGAGCUCCUCUGAAGGGACUCUGUCCCUCUGGAGGCUCUGGAGAGAGGCCCUUUGGAACAGUCUCUGGCUGGAAGGCUCUUUAAGGAGGACUCUGGCUGGAACUCUCUCUGGUGAAGUCAGCUGAGAUGGAGCUGGCCUGGUGUCACUAGAAUCCUUGCUUAGACAGACCUUGUGGUGAGUGUUAAAAGACUGACUGACUGAUCUCUCUGUCUUGAGACUCAGGUCUAGGCCAUGUUGGCUUAAGGCCCUUCAUACUUAUUUCCUUUUUCUCUCUUUCUCUCUUUUCUUUAAUUCCACAUUUGUAUUAAUUAAAAUCUCUAUAAAACCCAGUUGACUUGGGUAUUUGAAUAAUUGGGAAUAUUUCCCUGGUGACCACCUUAUAUUUGAUUUAAAAACCAAGAUACUGUAGUGAAACAUAUUUUCUGCAGUCAAAUUUACUCACCCUCUCUUAUAUCUAUCACAAUUUAUAUCUUCAACCAUUUUAACUCUUACAACACCAAGAUAAAGUCAGAAUUGGUGAAUGGCCUGAAUAUAAAGAAGGAAACUAUAAGCAAAUUAGGCAAGCACAGAAUAGUAUACUUGUCAGAUAUUUGGUAAAGGAAAGACUUUAAAACCAAUCAAGAGCUAGGGAAAAAAUCACAAAAUAUGAUAUCAAUAAUUUUGAUUACAUAAAAUUAAAAAAGUUUUUGUACAAACAGAACUAAUGCAUCCAAAAUUAGAAGGGAAGCAACAGAUUGGGAAACAAUCUUCAUUACAAAAUCCUCUGACAAACCUCAGAUUUAUAAAGAGCUAAACCAGUUGUACAAAAAAAAUCAAGCCAUUCUCCAAUUGAUAAAUGGGCAAGGGACAUAAAUAGGCAAUUUUCAAAUAAAGAAAUCAAAACUAUUAAUAAGCUCAUGAAAAAAUGUUCUACAUCUCUUAUCAGAGAAAUGCAAAUCAAAACAACUCUGAAGUAUCACCUCACACCUAACAGAUUGGCUAAAAUGACAGCAAAGGAAAGUAAUGAAUGCUGGAGGGGAUGUGGCAAAGUUGGGACAUUAAUUCAUUGCUGGUGGAGUUAUGAAUUGAUCCAACCAUUCUGGAGGGCAUUUUGGAACUAUGCCCAAAGGGUGAUAAAAGACUGUCUGCCCUUUGAUCCAUCCAUAGCACUGCUGGGUUUGUACUCCAAAGAGAUAAUAAGGAAAAAGACGUACAAAAAUAUUCAUAGCUGCGCUCUUUGAGGUGGCAGAAAAUUGGAAAAUGAGGGGAUGCCCUUCAAUUGGGGAAUGGCUGAACAAAUUGUGGUACAUGUUGGUGAUGGAAUACUAUUGUGUUCAAAGGAAUAAUAAAGUGGAGGAAUUCCAUGUGAAGUGGAACAACCUUGAGGAAUUGAUGCAGAAUGAGAGGAGCAGAACCAGGAGAACAUUGUACACAGAGACUGAUACACUGUGGUACAAUCAAAUGUAAUGGACUUCUCCAUUAGUGGCAAUGCAAUGACUGAACAACUUGAAGGAACCUAUGAGAAAAACCACUAUCCACAUCCAGAGGAAACACAGUGGGAGUUAAAACACUAAAGAAAAACAACUGCUUGAAUACAUGGGUCGAAGGGAUAUGGUUGGGGAUGUAGACUCUAAAUUAACAUCCUAGUGUUAACAACAACAGGAAAAUUGGUUCUGAUCAAGAACACAAGUAAUACCCAAUGAAAUUGCUCGUUGGCUGCAGGAAGAGUGGUUGGAGGGGAGGGAGGGAAAUAAUGUGAUUAUUGUAAUCAAGGAAUAAUGUUCUAAAUUGACUAAAUAAACUUAUUCAAAUAAAAAAAAAA